Messenger RNA from Teleopsis dalmanni, 1656 nucleotides. RefSeq lists its product as uncharacterized. Bases 1 to 1656 code for a protein of 551 amino acids. The record is from RefSeq and is a predicted model, not a curated record. Lineage: Eukaryota; Metazoa; Arthropoda; Insecta; Diptera; Diopsidae. The transcript has 2 exons.
AUGGAAUACUCUAAAAACUUUGUUAAACUACUUAAUCGCAUUGGAAAUGAAGAAAGUUUUGAAAACGUAGUGUGGUUUACAGAAAAUCGAUUCUCUUGCCUUGAUGAUACAAAUAUAUUGCAGACUACAGAAUCCAUACCUAAAGUAUUUAUUAAUAAUAGAAAUAUAUUUCCACUUCGAGAGAAAUUUAACUCACAAAUGUUGGCGGUGGUAUGUGUAACUAAAUUAGAGGAGUUUCGCUUAGUCGAAGUGGUAGCAGUUAACUUCAAUCAAAUGCGCAGUGCUAGAAUUAUUAUCUUAGCCUUCUGGAAAGAAGUAACUGUGGAUCAUAUACAAAACAUUUUUCAGCUUUAUAAUCAAAACUACUUAUUAAAUGUAAUUUUAUUAGUCAACAAUUUUUCUCUAACUGACAACUAUUACAGCUAUCAAGCAUUUCCUACUUUAACUGUAGAAACUCAUAAUCUAUUCGAAGGUAAACUUUUUUACAUUAAUCAUCUAUCAAAUCUACAUGGACAGCCACUUCUUACUUAUCCAGAUCAGUUACAACCACGUACUUUACUCUUUCGUAAUGCAAAAGGAAAUAUUGAAAUGAUAGGCUAUAUUGGACGUUUGUUGACUACAUACGCGCAAAAAAUUAACGCCACUCUUACGUUCUCUCAUGAGAUUGAAAUAGGAAAAUCAAUCUUUUUCACAGUUUUAUUACAAAUGACACAGAAUCGAACAUUGGAUAUACCAGCAAGUAUUGCUUCCCUUAAUGAAGUCAGUGAAUUGAAACAAUAUUCAAGGUUUAUCGAAAUUUCAAAAUGGUUUCCGAUGGUGCCAGUAGCUGAUCCAAUUCCACGUAGCAAUAUAUAUGCACUACUAUUUUAUACAAAAAUGGGUUUAGUUCUCAUAGGAUUUUAUAUAAUUUUUUCAACACUAUUGACAGUGCAUAAAUCACUUUUUAGUAAACAGAAAAUUUAUCGUAUUUUGAUGGAUCUUAUAAUUAAUGAACAGACGUUAUUAGCUCUGCUCAAUAUUGCGUAUCCUCGAAUGUAUAAGUUUAAUAGCUUUAUACGACUAAUGAUAAUUCUAUUAUCUAUUACUGGUUUGGUAUUCAGCACUACUUUUGCCACUUAUAUGUUAAGUUUUCUGACUUCAUUACCAUUGGAAGAGGAACUUAAUAGCUUUAAUGACCUUAAACGUCGGCAUAUGACAAUACUCGAAUCUACUUGGGGUGCAAAUUUAUUGGAACUUUAUGCUGGCAAUGAUUUAAAUAAGUCGAUGGGAUUUGCUACUAACAGUGCACUUUGGUCGGUAUAUGAAGAACAACAGAGAUAUUUCAAUCGAAAAAUGUUUCGCACAGCGCCAAAAAUGUAUUUUAGCAAUUUUAUGAUAUAUGCACUACCACUACCGGAGAAUUCCAUAUUUGAGGAGUCUCUUAAUCGAUUUAUAGGUCAAAUACAUGACACUGGUAUAUUUAAGCAUUGGUAUUUAUCAACAUUUUUUGAUAUGAUCACAGUUGGAGUUAUGUCGUUCAAGGAUUUCAGCACGCCACUUAAUUUUGAAGCAGCCACAGUUGAAGACUUUUAUUGGAUUUGGUUGUUUUGUGGGUGUGGACUCAUCACCAGCAUAUUAUUGUUCAUAGUUGAGUUAAUUUGGAAGCAAUGCAAUUAA